Molecule: messenger RNA, 5376 nt
Organism: Seriola aureovittata
Lineage: Eukaryota; Metazoa; Chordata; Actinopteri; Carangiformes; Carangidae
Gene: bmal2
Product: basic helix-loop-helix ARNT like 2
Exons: 17
Coding region: 203-2122 (639 amino acids)
Biological process (GO): regulation of transcription by RNA polymerase II
Cellular component (GO): cytoplasm; nucleus; aryl hydrocarbon receptor complex
Molecular function (GO): protein dimerization activity; RNA polymerase II cis-regulatory region sequence-specific DNA binding; DNA-binding transcription factor activity, RNA polymerase II-specific
Source: RefSeq, a predicted model, not a curated record
CUCUGUGUGCACACUGCUGUCGUUGAGCUUCUUUCUGCGCCGUCUCCCUCUGGUUUUCUUCAUCUGAGAAGAAACAGUAUAACAUAUUGCUUGCGGCUGUCUCACAUCCUCUCCUGUAAACACAGCAAUAUCUCGUAGUAGUUGACUGCCUCAUCCAUGCAUUGGAGUCCUGGGCCCCAGCGCACCGGCCCCGGCUCCAGCCAUGUCGGCCAGGAAUGCAUCGGCUGGUGGCGGUGACAGAGCGGGAGGAGGCGAACCGGCAGAGGAUGUGCUGGUUGAUGAAAACCAAAGCAGCUCUCUCUCUCUGUCCAGCCUGAUGACCCCAUCCUCAGCUGCUGGCAUGUCCUUAAGUAUGGAGAUGCCCCGGAAGCGCAAGGGCAGCAUAGACAACCAGGAUACAAAAUCUGCUUCCAUCCCUGAUGCAGAUAUGGAAGACGACCAAAACAGGUCAGAUGGAGAGGACCAACAUGUCAAAAUGAAAUGCAUCAGGGAGCCACACAGCCAAAUUGAGAAGAGGAGACGGGACAAAAUGAACAACCUCAUAGACAAACUAUCAGCCAUGAUUCCGACUUGUAACCCCAUGUCUCGAAAGCUGGACAAGCUCACUGUGCUCAGAAUGGCUGUGCAGCACCUCAAAUCUCUCAAAGGUUCAGCAAGUUCAUUUUCUGAAGCUAAUUAUAAGCCGUCAUUCCUUCCUAAUGAGGAGCUGAAACACCUUGUCCUCAAGGCUGCAGAUGGGUUCCUGUUUGUAGUGGGCUGUGAUCGUGGGAAAAUAGUUUUUGUCUCAGAGUCCGUCACGAAGAUAUUAAAUUAUAGUCGGACGGAGCUGAUCGGACAGAGCCUGUUUGAUUACAUACACCCCAAGGACAUGGGAAAAGUGAAGGAGCAGCUGUCAGCUUCUGAAUUAUACCCUCGUGAACGACUAAUAGAUGCUAAAACCGGUCUGCAGGUCCAGGCUGACCUCCCAGUCGGUGCAGCUCGGCUGUGUUCAGGCGCACGGCGCUCUUUCUUCUGCCGCAUGAAGUACAACAAAGUUUCUGUCAAAGUGGAGGAGAAGGAGUUCCAGGCCAGCACCUCCAAAAAGAAAGAGUCGCAGAAGUACUGCACAGUCCACUGUACAGGCUACAUGCGCAGCUGGCCAACCAGUCAGUUGGGAGCAGACGGGGAGGGCGAGGCGGACAAGCAGGACAGCUCCCACUUCAGCUGCCUGGUGGCGGUGGGACGCAUCCACUCUCACUCAUCUCCCCAGGUUAACGGAGAAGUCCGAGUUAAACCAACAGAGUUCAUCACACGCUAUGCCAUGGAUGGCAAAUUCACCUUUGUGGAUCAAAGAGCGACAACCAUUCUUGGUUAUCUUCCCCAAGAGUUGCUUGGGACAUCAUGCUAUGAGUACUUCCAUCAAGACGACUUACCGCAUUUAGCAGAUAGACAUCGAAAAGUGCUGCGGAGUAAAGAGAAAAUUGAGACAAACUGUUAUAAGUUCAAAACAAAAUAUGGCUCUUUCGUCACUCUGCAAAGUCAGUGGUUUAGUUUUGUAAAUCCCUGGACCAAAGAAGUAGAAUACAUAGUGUCAACUAAUACAGUCAUAUCACAUGAUCACAGUCGAAACAGGUCGGGAAACAAGUCUGAACAGCUGAGCAAUUCCAAGACUUCUGAAGAAGAUGGCAAGAAGUCCCUUCCGAUUAUACCAGGCAUCUCCAACACACCUGGAACUAUGAUUUAUGCUGGAAGCAUAGGGACCCAGAUUGCCAAUGAGCUCCUGGAUUUCAACAGGAUGAACUCAUCACCUUCCAGUGGUAACGUCAGCCCGUUCAGUUUGCCACAGGAUAAGUCUCCACAAACUCACAAUCAAAUGAGCAACAAUGUGCCAAAUGGAGAGGCAACAGACAUGGAGAUGCCAGGAAAGUCCAGCUCAGAGGAUGAGCCCCAGGGAGCUACAUUCUCAGGAGGAGAAACACUCAUGGGGGAGAAUUCCCAGCUGGAUUUGGACAGUGUGGUUGGACCAGGCCUUAGUAGUCUCAGCAACGAUGAAGCAGCCAUGGCAGUGAUCAUGAGCCUCCUGGAGACGGACACAAACUUGGGCGAGGCUGUGGACUUUGAAGAGAUGCACUGGUCUUUAUAGAAUCUGGUCUUACAGUGUGACGCUGUGGCACAGUUGUUGGACCAUCAGUUUUUUGGUGACAAGAACUUCUCGAAUGCUUACUCCAAGAGCAUUCUGUUUUUUAAAGACUUUUUUUAAUUUAUUAGUUACCUUUUUCCACAUAAGCUGUGUAGUCUUCGGGUGGCUGCUCUAACAGGAGCGGGAUCGAUGACGAUAAGGGACAACUGCUUUCCCUCUUCAAAAGGAGGAUUUGCCUCUAAAGCCUUACAGCGGUCUGCCUGCCCUGAAACGCUGUUCCUCACUGCUUUCUUCACAUCUACUGUCAUCCUCUGUUUAACUGAAGAGGCUCUUACAAGGUUGAAGAACAUAUGAACACAAAUGACAGUGGAAGGGCUUGCGUCGUGGCGGCUCGGGUUUCCUGCUUGUAUUUCUCUCCUCACUGACAUUUGAACAAAGGUUCGGAGUGACGAAGCAAAAAAAAAGAAAGAAAUUGCACUGAAUCGAUUUCAUGUUUUUAAAAAAAAAAAAAAAAAAGAUGUAAUUUGAUUAGGUACUGUAUGGUUAAAGGAAGACACCAUGACAACCAGGCCCAUCUCUGUGACCCCUCAGGAUCCAAACCGUAGGUAGGCAGUGUACCACGGAAGACCACACUUCCAUAACCUCUAACUUUGAGAGUCACUUUAUAAUGUGUCACUCAGAGAUUUUCUCUUAACUUGUCAGUAUCUGAACAUUUUCCAUUGAAACGGUCCAGUAACCUCCUCUCUUGUACACUGACUUGAACAUACUGUAUAUGUGUACAUUUGGUAUGAUUGCAAACACCAUGUCUUCAGGCCAUAUCUGUCUUAAAGGGAUAGUUUGCAUAGGAAGAAUAUUUUAAUUAAUUUUUAGUAUAUAUAUCUACAUUUGUAUAUACAUAGUAUAUACAUCUAUGACUGCCCUGGAUUUUAUUUACACUAGUUCUACACAUUUACCAUUUCCUGGCAGAAAGUAUCCACCCUCAUAAAUAAAGAGAGCGGUCAGUUUUGGUGAUUGACCCUUCAUGAACUCCUAUAGAUUUAUGAGCACUACAGUACUACUUAAUGCAAAGUGAAACAGCACUUUAGAGGUGCUGAAAUGGAAGUUUGGUAGCAACGGCUGAACAGCAAACCCAUUUCACAUCUGUGACAUUUUAUUAAUACAUGUUUGAGGUUGAGUCUCAUGUUAGAAGUGAUAAACUCAGGGAGCGAUGGAAGCAAAUCCGCCCCAUGUAAAACAUACGAUGACACAGUUCUUAGUACGUGUAGCAGUAUUUGUCUGCCAGUUUAAGUUUUAAAAAAUACUUUCCUACAUACUGUAUAUUGGUAUGUGGUGUAAUGAGUCUGAACUUGUUCACAUGUACAUCUGAUUUGUCACUCAUUGUCUGCUUUAUAAUCUUGCAGGUAAGCCAUAGCUUUAGCUGUUUUUUUUUUGUUUUCCAUGUACCUUUAUGCACUGACAGUCUUUCAAAAGACAUGUUCAUGUUUUAUGUGCCUGUCAGAGGCACACAGCAUUGUCAUGCACCUGCAUACAUUUUUUUAAGGGAUUAUUCUAUGCAGAGCUAUCAUUCCAUAAAUCCUAAACUUCAAGCUAUGUCUCUCUCUCUCCAUGUAAUUGUCACUCCCGUAUCAUGCAUGACUCAAAAAAAAAAAAAACUCCAAAUGAAAUAAGACUUUUGGUGAGAAUAAGUCACAAGUUGUUUGGAUCCUUUUUCCAUUUACCUCAUCUAGAGUUCUGUUUUGCCCCUCCUUUAUAAUUGCACAUCUUAGAUUUUACAACACUGAUAGCCAUUAUGUGAUGACUUCUAUGGUAGUGUAUGUGAUGUAUGUGUGGCAGUGACAUGGCCUUAUGGAUUGAUGAAAGGUAAAAAUUUGAAUGACUAAAAUAUAUCCAGUUAUACAUCCCCUAUUUCAAGUUAUCAAGAACUGAAAUAUUUCUCAACAUGUGAGUCUACAAAUUAUGAAGUAAAGAAAAUUAAGAGAUGAACGAGCCCUACAGACUGUUGUAAAUGUUACAUUUAUCAAAUUGCAUUUCUUUUGCCGGAGUGUUGAACACUGAAUGUGCAAUGAAAGGCAGUCUUUUUUUUUUUUUUUUUUUCAAGACACUUAAAGAAUAUCAAGUACAUAAACAACUCGGUCAAAAACAUAGCAGUUGUAUUACUGUCCACAUAGUCAAUAUAUGGAACUGUGUAACUUUUAUGCCAUGCAAUUGUUCAUAUUGGUAACGUGGGCCACAAUUUAUAGUCAUCUGUUAAGGAUUUUCCAAUAAGAACGCUAGUUUCGAGGAUAGAAACGGUGGUUGUGAAUCAUGAAGAAUACUGUCUUUUCUCUCUAAUGCUUGAAUUACGAGGAGCCGGUGGAUGGAGCAGCUGAACUCACGAGGACCCUCCUGCCUGUGUCCGAAGUGCCUUUGGACAUUUCUGCUAGGACACACAAUAAACCUGUGUUGCUUUUGGAGAUCGCCUCCCACCUGGCGCCUUUGCAGACUGAAAGCAGGGCUAAAAUGUUAUCUUUGGAUUAACUUGAUGCAACAUGGCAUACUGUGCACAUCAUGAAUGAAGUGGAAGCUUGUUCACAGAUGAAACAGGAGCUGUACAUGUUGGCUUUGGCACUCACUACCUAACCAAACAGCCAGAACUAUGGAGUCGUGCCAUAGACACACGCUGGUCCUUUUUUAAAGGCAAAAAGUCAAUUUUGUAUUUUUUUUUUUUUCCCCCAUUCCUCUUGUUCAAUCAUUGCACUAUUGUAGCUGUAAUUUGCCCAGAAAGCUUAAACAUUGCUCUCACUUCAGCUUGUUUGGUAGUGACUGAGUGAUAAACCUUGCAAAGAGGUAACAUUUUUCUUCUGCUUCCAUUCGGAAUAAAACCGUACACUUUGUAAGAUAGGGAACAUUAUGUUUUGAUUUCAUGCCCCUUUAUAUGUCUAGUUGCAUGCUGUUCUUGUAUCAUUUAUUGUUAUUGUUUGUUUUUGAAAUCUGUCGCGUCAUUAGACUUGGGAAGUUAAGACGGACACAGCCAACUGUCGCUGCGCAGGAGGAAGGACCUUAACCUUUGGGCUUAUAUCGGGCAGUUGGGAGUUUGUUACUGCCUCCAUUGUACCACUUCCUGCCACUUUAUAAGUUCAUUCUUGUUUGAUUUGUGGGCCGCAGAGGAAGCACUUACUGUAUUUGUUAAUUGCAUUAUUGCUGCUACUUUCAACAUGUCUGGGCUGUCUUCCCAGGUUGUCGUGUUGUUAAUAAAUAUUAGUUUACUAAACCCUCAA